AUGAAUCCCCCCGGUACUACGGCGGUUGAGGCGGACAGAAGUCAGAGAUCAUCGGAGGACACCAAUUUCUCCAGUCGCGGUCAACAUUCUACCACGUCGCCCUCCAACCAGAGCCGGUUGAGCCGGACCGUUUCGUGGUCAGACGCCUACCAGGGGCAGUGCCAUUCACCACGAGCGAUGGCAGCCAGACAACCAUCGCCAGCAAGUGAGAAUACUCCGAUCAUAGGCGGAGAUCCUCAGGUCACACGAAGCAACUACCAAUCAGUCCAGUCGAGAGACAACCCGGGAGAGCCUGGAACUAAUAAUAAUGCCGACGAUCCCGCCCAGGAUACACAACAGGGAGCCGAGUCUUCUAGGAAUGGAAACACGGCGGGUGCUGGCAGUCAGUCGACGCCGAAUGAAGCAGCGCCGGAGAGUCGGCCUCCGUGGUUUCAACGCUUGGUGGAAAAGUAUGGGGCACUGGAAUUGGACAACAAGGGCAGCGUUGCGCGCGAUCAUCUCGCACUAGAGCGAACCUUCCUGGCCUGGCUCCGGACGUCCCUCGCCUUUGCUUCCAUCGGGAUCGCCGUGACACAACUCUUCCGCCUCAGCGGGUCCAUGUCAUCUAGGAGAUCUUCCGAGGGCUCUACGCAAGGAUUACCUAUCCUGCCACCGUCGCAGGAGCCGUCGUCCUUACUGGACCUCAUCGUCGUGUCUGCAGCCGGAGGCGGCAGCAGCAGCAGCAGCAGCCGCCUUGCCAACGUCGGCAAACCGUUAGGCGCCACGUUUAUCGGGAUCGGGAUCCUGAUCCUCCUCAUCGGGUUCCAUCGCUACUUUGAGAGCCAGUAUUGGAUUGUUCGGGGGAAGUUCCCCGCCGGUCGGGGCAGCGUGGUGCUUGUCACGUUUCUGGCGGCGGGUCUGAUCGUGGCCAGUCUGGUGGUGAUUCUCGCGGUGGCGCCUAGCGCGGUCGAGAGAUAA
Messenger RNA from Rasamsonia emersonii CBS 393.64, 957 nucleotides. RefSeq lists its product as uncharacterized. NCBI's taxonomy places the organism in Eukaryota, Fungi, Ascomycota, Eurotiomycetes, Eurotiales, Trichocomaceae. The record is from RefSeq and is a predicted model, not a curated record. The transcript has 2 exons. Bases 1 to 957 code for a protein of 318 amino acids.